AUGCAGAUCAUAAGUUAUUACUGGAAGUUCUUGUACUACAGAUGGAAUUAACUGUACUCCUCUAGAACUUUACAAGGUUAUACAGAAGCUGGAUGUUAUUUAGGAACAGAUGGAACUUGUAUCUUAUCUUUUCCUAUUGGUUAAAAUACUGGAAAUAAACGUUAUAGAUUCAAGUUAUGUGAAGUCAUUGAUAAAGGAGUUAAUAUUUUUGUUUGCGGUGGAGUCAUACUUGGAAAAGUAUGUGUUUCUAAUACUAAAAAUUGUAUUCUAAAGCAGCUUGUUCAAUAUACAAAAUUUUAGAAGCAUACAAUGGAGAAGGAUUAGAAGGAAUAAAUCAAGUUUAAUAUACAUUUUUGCCUAAUUCUGCCACCGAUUUAUUCAGUGGAACUUGCAAAGAAUGCAUAUAAUGUAAAGAUGCAAAUUAAGAUAGACUUGGUUUUGGGUGGCAAGACUUUUAGUAUUUUGCUAAAAAAUGUAAUUAUUAGGCAAUAAUAAAAAUCGGUGAUAACAUUGAAAAGUACAAGUCUCUCUAUCAAAUUGGGAGAUAAGAAAGUACCUAUUAUUUUAAAAAAUAAACUUCUUAUUAGAUCAAAAAUUAACCAGGAGAGCUCGUAGAUUUAUUCAGUCGUCUGUUUACAUAUUUAGAAGGUUUAUAUCAGAUGUAAAUAUUAACUUGCAGGUCAUGAAUUGAUAAGAUAAAAGCUUGAAUGA
Paramecium sonneborni is the source of this 711-nucleotide messenger RNA. The record is from the annotation of a GenBank genome assembly. Lineage: Eukaryota; Ciliophora; Oligohymenophorea; Peniculida; Parameciidae.